Messenger RNA from Apis florea (little honeybee), 808 nucleotides. Its product is annotated as transmembrane reductase CYB561D2. The record is from RefSeq and is a predicted model, not a curated record. Gene Ontology annotation, molecular function: transmembrane monodehydroascorbate reductase activity. Lineage: Eukaryota; Metazoa; Arthropoda; Insecta; Hymenoptera; Apidae.
UUUUUUUAUUAAAUUACAGACGAUCUCUCAAAAUUAUGGAAGAAGCGGAAGGGGGGAGCAAGGAGAAGUCAUUCCCGAUGGGAAAAGUGGAUGCCGCGCGAAUUUUAGGUUUUCCGGCCGAUUCGACAAAUUUGGAAGAUUUGCCGCGAGAGGAGUGGAGACGAAGAGCACGCGGCACGUGCCUCGCCGUACUCGAUCUCGUUAAUCACGCGCUUAUCGUUGGCCUAACGGCCUACACCCUGUAUCUUUCGUGGGGCUCCACCGUGGUCAAUUUACACACCAUCUUUUGCACGAUUGGGUACGUCCUGCUGAUGUCCGAGGCCAUUGUCGUGUUUGCCGGUGACAAUGUUUUCACCAAGUUUCUUUCAAGGGGUGCCAAACGCCAUCUUCACUGGAUCCUACAAAUUCUCGGCGUGAUCCUCAUCGUUUCCGGCGUUGUGGUGAUGUAUCGAGUGAAACGGGUGCAUUUCAAGUCGAUUCACGGGAUUCUGGGCAUCACUUCCACCGUGCUGGCCGUCUUCUUGUCCGUGGCCGGUUAUCCAGUUUUUAUAGCGGCCAAACUUCGAAACGUGAUAAAACCGGUCGCGAUCAAGUUCGGCCACAACUUCUUGGGUAUAUCGUGCUUCGCGAUCGGGAUGGCAGCUCAGUGUUACGGCUACACUUACAUCUUCAAAUCGGACCUUAAAUUCCUCUUUAUAAUUAUCGUGGUCGCGAUCAUAGCUCUCUCUAUAAGGAGAGCAACUUCGUCUCUUUUCCGACAAUUCGUAGGGUUGUUCAGAUAAAUUAUUUCUCUCUCUCUCUCUCUCUC